AUUUCGUGAAAGUAUUGUUUAAUUAUUUUGGUAGGAAUGUACCUUCCAGAAGUAGAGAGCAGAGUUUUUGUUACAUACAACAGAGGCAGAACGGUCACCUAUUCCUCCUACAGGCGGAGUCAAAAUAGCCAAAGUAAUUCUCGUCUGAUGUGGAUUUUUGUUGGUCUCUUUUUCGGAUCCAUAGUUCUAGUUCUUCUGUGUUUCUUUUGUUACAUCAAAUGUAAGAGAAAAACACCAGAGACAGAGAACAAUUCGGGAAAUGCAGUGUCAGUGGUACGACUGCCAGAUACAAGAUAUGAUAUAAAUCCUCCUCCUAGCUAUUCUCAGACAGUACAAGACGGACACCGGACCCUCAAAGUAUCUGACCCAAACGGUCCUCCUAGAUACAGUGAUAUCAUUAGUCCCCCGGGGAAUGUCGAGUCCACUCCGGGGUCAUCUACUCCGACGACAGAAUCCGUCAGUAGUCCAUCAGCCUCUGCCGCUCCCAGUGACAUCGAUAUCAGAUCGCACGUGGAGACACAGACAGGUGGGUCAGACCCCGAGGACCGGUCAACAGCAGGAGACAGUGAUGAACGGAAAGAUGAGGCACAUACUCCGACCAACGAUAAAGCAGGACUUAUUGACAAUGAAAUAGAGGGCUGAUGACAUUCUAUAAUAAA
Molecule: messenger RNA, 659 nt
Organism: Saccostrea cuccullata (small rock oyster)
Lineage: Eukaryota; Metazoa; Mollusca; Bivalvia; Ostreida; Ostreidae
Exons: 3
Coding region: 37-642 (201 amino acids)
Source: RefSeq, a predicted model, not a curated record